Procambarus clarkii (red swamp crayfish) is the source of this 4160-nucleotide messenger RNA. NCBI's taxonomy places the organism in Eukaryota, Metazoa, Arthropoda, Malacostraca, Decapoda, Cambaridae. The record is from RefSeq and is a predicted model, not a curated record.
CUAACUUCGUAAAGCCGGUGUUACUAGUGUAAACAAGGACAUGUGUGUGUGCUCCCUGACAAGCAGCUGUGUAGGGACACAGUUCUCAAGCACGUUACCCCCCCUCCAACCUCUAUGCUUUAACCCCCAACUAACCUUCCUUUCAGAUCUAGAGAGGAGAGAGUAGUGUGAGAGGAAGUGAGUGAAUCAGAAGUGUGACAGUGGAGACCGGAGGAGAGCAGAAGGUAGCCACAGUGUGGUGCUGUAAGAACCCAGCCAGGAUGAGCGUGGCUCGGGUCCUCAGCCCACUCAGGCUCAACACCCCUGAGAAGAAUGGCAAGCCUAGUGGACGCACUACUAUGACAGAGGGCCUGGCGACGCCCCUGCGCUCCGUCCUCACCUGUCCUGGAUGCUGCCGAAGGUUCGACGACCUCUCCCACAGGCCCAAGUUCCUCUCCUGCUUCCACACCGUCUGUUUAGCAUGCAUCCGCAAGUCCUUCUCCAGCGGCAAGGUGAAAUGCCCGGCAUGUCUGAAGACGACGGAGACCAAGUCGGCGGAGGUCCUGCCGGACAACACGCAGCUCUGCACCAUCCUGCUCAACAUGUCGUCCUUGAACCUGCACGAGGUGUCCACCUCGGCCCCCUCCAGGGACACCUGCACCGCUCAUACCGCCCGCAUCAACUUCUGGUGCGACACCUGCAGGCUGCCCCUCUGUAGGGACUGUACCGUCCUCGCCCACCGAGAGUCCCAGGGGCACAAGGUCCGGGACCACGACCAGGCGGUGGCGGUGCUGAGGGCGGAGGUGCGCAGCACGGUGGGCGAGGCCCGCACCCUCCUACAGGAGACCCGCCGGCUGCGUCACGACCAACGCAAGUAUCUUCUGCGUCAGCUUGACGCAGCUCGCGCCUACGAGAAGCAACUCAAGUCGGAACUGAAGACUAUAGACAACGAUAAGAAAGAUGAGACCCGUGGCCGCCUUGAUCGCAUCGAAACCGACUCUGAGAUCGAGACGUCACUGGUGGGACUUCACGACAUGGCCCAGCGGGCGGGCUCCUUGGUCAGUCGUCUGUCCCAGGACCUUGCCACGGCCAAGGCUGUCUUGGCCGACUCCUUCCUUACACUGGGCAAGCUCAACCGCUCGCAGGAUGACUUAGACGCCAUCGACAUAAGAUCUGCAGCCAGUGGAGGCUCCUCCGAGGCGUCGCCGGCCAAACUCAGCGUGAAUGUGGAGGAGGCGGGACCCAGCGGCAGAAGUACUCCGGAGGGACGCUCCCCCAGCAGCCCUGCCCGCGGGUGUGUGGACCGACGCAGCCAGAGUCUGGCGGGCCACUACGGCAGCAGACGUCUCCCUAACAACGGACGGGCCAGCAAGGUGGCCAUGUUGCGGCCCGCCCUCAGCCUGGAGGCGCCCAUGCCCACCAUCCAGCCGCUGCCCAGAGUCUACCUCGACCUCAGCAUCGAGGGCAUCAAGCAAACUGCGCGUGUUGUGAUCGAGCUGCGGCCGGACAUGGCUCCCCAGCUGUGUGAGAACUUCAUCAUGCUGUGCACAGGGGCGCGAGGCUUCGGCUACCGCGGCAGUCAGGUCUUCCGCUGCCUGCCCGGCUGGUGGCUCCAGGGAGGCGACUUCCAGAACAACGACGGUGAGGGCGGCCGCGCUGCCCUGGGUGAUGACGAGCUCAUCAGCGCCGAGACCACAGAGCUGGAGCCGCGACCAGGCGCCGUAGAGAUGCUGUGUAUGUCCACUAACGAGAAGGGCAAGCUGAUGGUGGGCUCCCAGUUCUUCAUCCACGUGAAGAAGUACAGCUACACCCACGUCUUCGCUUACGUGAUAGAUGGACUCGAUCUAGUAGAUAAGAUGACGCAGCUCGGGGACUCCACCCACGUGUACCGCCCCACCAAGACCAUCACCAUAGCUGACAGCGGCCUCCUGGCGGCCUGAGGACCACCGGGCCCCUACACCACCUCGAGGUCCCCCCCUCCUCCACCUCCUCGGGGGCCCCCACCACAUGCUCACCCCCACACCGUCUAGUCUGAGGACCGGGCCCCCACCAACACCACUACCACCACCUCGGGUCCACGCCACAGGCUCAUCUCCUCCAGCCCCGUCAUAAACGAAGGCCAAAGUCCAUUCCAUGCACCCGCCAACCCCCCCUUCCCCUGUUUAUGAAUGAAAAACGGUUUUCAUACGACUCACAACUGAUGACGUUUGAACUCUUUUUAAAACAAUGCUUCGCUGACGACCCUCUGUUCGAACCACAACGCUGUAAAUGCUUCGAAUGCUGUAAAUGUAAAUGAAUCAACCCACGUACUACCAAAUACAAAUAAUCGCCAACAGAACCUAAAUACCUAACCUAACCAAUGCUUAAAUAUGCACAGUAUUGUAAUAUAUAUAACAAUAUUAAUUUACAUUUGAGAAAAUUCUUAAUUUGAAUGAAGAGUAUGUUAAAACUGAUGAAUGCGUCUUUGGGGUCGACCGCUGGAUGGAAUGGACUUGGUCAGAGGACGGGUCACACCGUCUAGCCAUGUCUUGUACUGCCGCUGAGUUCCUUCCAACUUAGGUUUACAGACACUGCGCCAACUUAAUGGCUUAUCCAGGCAACAACGUGAACAAAACAUGUUUUGAAUUGUUUACUGAAACAUGCCACAAUCCUGACAGCUGAAACAAGCCCACAAUCUCCAGUUCUGCUCCUCCACCUUUAUCAAACGGCCCACAACUGCGUGCGUCACACUCAAGGGGUGAGUGUGACGCACGCCGGCGUGUGUUGCGUCUGCUGGGGUCCUCGUAAGUUCUCCGGGUUCAACACUCUUGCACGCAGUAUUGGAACUCCGCCCCUUCGCCUAAGGCUUGUCCAGCGACGGCUUCGACUGCUUGUCCAGCGACGGCUUCGACUGCUUGUUCAGCGACGGCUUCGACUGCUUGUCCAGCGACGGCUUCGACGGCUUGUUCAGUGACGGCUUCGACGGCUUGUCCAGGGACGGCUUCGACGGCUUGUCCAGGGACGGCUUGUCCAGGGACGGCUUCGACGGCUUGUCCAGGGACGGCUUCGACGGCUUGUCCAGCGACGGCUUCGACGGCUUGUUCAGUGACGGCUUCGACGGCUUGUCCAGCGACAAGCUUCGACGGCUUGUCCAGCGACGGCUUCGACGGCUUGUCCAGCGUCCUGCUCAUUUGGAUCAUUCUUCAGCAGGACCUUGGUGAUGCCUGCCUCCAGCAGCCCACUUACAGCGCCACCUUCAGCAGUAAAUAUACCUGAUCGUCAUCAGAGAGAGAGAGAGAGAUCGAUGCUGUUGACCUCAACUUCUAUUUUAAACUUUGAUGCAAAUCACAAGUUACUGUUAUUACUCUUUGUCAGCCUUGACGAGAGGACUUGCCGCUGACACAAGAACAGGUCCCCGGAGGUCAAUAUAUAUACAGCGUCCUGCCGCAUGGCCAUACUUUAGCUCUGUGCUAAAGGGGGCCAGACUGUGCUCGAGUGACGUUGAAUCCAGGUAGAAUCAACGUUAAUUCAAUGUUUCCUCAACGUCGUUUGCCUAGAUUUGCCCCCCCCCCAAGGGAUAGGUAAACAAAGACAUCACGACGUGGCGUAUGAUAUCACCGCCGCUUCUUCAAGUGCUAUCGAAAAGGAUAACACUUGAAGAAGUGCUAUCCUCCCCCCCCCCCCCUCCCCUACAGUGCUCUCAUCACUGCUACUUCCUCAAUUCAAAACGAAAAUGGCAAUCAAGACAAAAUGCUAAGAAUAUUAUUGCUGCUUCCUAAGAGUCAAUCAAAAAACGAGUGGAAGGUGCUACUAGCUAAGUGUAGUGGGAUGAAGACGAUUAUUAGACGUCUUCAGCCGCGCCUCUCCACCCGCACUAGAGCCCCCCCUCCCCCCCUCACCGCGGGCACCGUAGCUGCGCUUAGCGCGCUCACUGCGCUCUCACAAGGUCUCUUAUGCAACUUGUAGUAAUUAUUUUAUGUUGUAAAUAUUGUGUCAAAGCACGAAUUGUAUCGUUCAAUAAAAAAGAGUUUCUUCCGUAAAAGAAAGGUAUCAAUAGUUGAAUUAUAAACAUUUAAACCAUUUCAUCCUUAUCUCUAGUACAGGUAAAGUUGUGUGUGUGUGUGUUUGUUUGUUUGUUUGUUGAGUAUUGUGGCUGACACCUCCACUGGUGUCAGUUUUGGAGUAAAUAGUUACCUCUCUCA